AUGAAAUUCGAUGAUUUUUUACAUACAAUUAAUGAUUUUGGUCGAUAUCAAAAAAUACGAUAUAUUUUUAUAUGUUUAACAUAUAUGCUGCCAGCUAUUAUGGUUUAUACAUGGUCAUUUACUGCUGCUAAACCAUCAUUUCGAUGUAAAUUAGCGGACAAUGAUACUAUUUUUAAUAGUGAUAUUCCAGAUUUAUUCAAUCAGAGUCAGCCGGAUGAAACAUAUUGUAAAGCAAAUAUGAAGAUAUCUGUUAAAGAGUGUCAACGAUGCUAUAGGAAAAUAAUAUCAGAAAUAGGAACAAUACAAAUUGAACCUUGUAAAGAAUUUGUUUUUGAUCGAAAAUAUUAUCAAGAUACACUAGUUGAAGAAUGGUUAAUGGUAUGUGAUCGAACUAUAUUUCGUUCAAUUGUGCAAAAUAUAUUUUUUAUUGUAACUGAAUUAGUUGGUCCGAAAAAUAAAUUUCUAACAGCAAUAAGUGCGAAAUAUUUUUUUGCUAUUGGUCAAUUAUUUCUGGUUGCUUUUGCUUAUUUCAUUCGUGAAUGGCGACGAUUAUCGUGGACUUUAUCUAUAUUUACUAUACCAUUUAUGUUCUUUCAUUUUAUAUUACCUGAAUCAGCCAGAUGGAUGAUGAGUAAAGAACAUUAUAAAAAAGCUGAGAAAUUACUUCGACAUAUUGCAAAGACAAAUAAGCGACCAUUCGAUGAAGAAGCAUUUAAACGACUGAAAAAUGAACAAGAAAAAAACAUACUUUGUCAAUCACAACAGAUUGGUGUUCUUGCUUUAUUUCAAACAAAAAUUAUGUUUAUUAUAUCAAUUAAUUUAUUUUUUCAAUGGUUUGUUCAAAAUUUAGUAUUUUAUGGAAUUUCACAAAGUACUGGUUCUUGGGGUUUUAAUCCUUAUUUAUCCUUUACAAUUUCGGCUCUUGUUGAAAUACUGUCUUGUAUGGCAAUACAUCCUUUACUUAAUCGAGUAGGACGAAAAUUGCCAUAUUUUAUUGCUGCACUUUGUUUUGCUAUUAUCGCAUUAUUAAUAAUACCGAUUCAAAAUUCAAUAUUGAAGAAUAGCCAACAACAACGAGUACUUACAUUUAUAUUGAAUGUAUUAUUAAAGUUUUUUGCAUCUGGUAGUUACAAUAUUAUUUAUAUUUAUGCAAAUGAAUUAUUUCCUACACGAAUAAGAAAUACUGGAAUGGGUAUUUGUUCAAUGGUUGCACGAAUUGGAGCAAUAGUUGGAACAACAAGUAACGAUAUGUUGACUCGUGUAUGGAUCAAUCUUCCUACAGUUAUAUAUGGACUUUUAUCUCUCUUAGCAGCUAUAUUUGCUCUAAUUUUACCAGAAACAUUGAAUAAGACAUUACCACAAACAGUUGAAGAUACCGAACAAAUGGGUUUAGCUUGCAUCCGUAUUCGUAGUGUUCGACGAACUUCAAACAUAGAAGAAGAACAAUUUAAUAAAAAAGAAAAUCCAAAUUCAAAUGGUACUCAUAUGUUGAAAUCAACAUGUGAAAGCAAUCGACAUAGUAAUGAACAUGAAAAUGGAAAAACAAAUAAUCAUUUGAUUGAUGCACAGCAAAUCACAUCAGCUUAA
This is a messenger RNA of Rotaria sp. Silwood1, 1587 nucleotides long. Lineage: Eukaryota; Metazoa; Rotifera; Eurotatoria; Philodinida; Philodinidae. The record is from the annotation of a GenBank genome assembly.